Molecule: messenger RNA, 1161 nt
Organism: Zymoseptoria tritici IPO323
Lineage: Eukaryota; Fungi; Ascomycota; Dothideomycetes; Mycosphaerellales; Mycosphaerellaceae
Exons: 1
Source: RefSeq, a predicted model, not a curated record
AACAAGCCAUCGUCAUCGGACACCACAAAAACUGGCUGGACUUUCGUACCCGAUCGCGAUCGCAACGACCACUCCCUCACUUCCGAACAAUGCUCCGCGGCAUUCCCCGACCUCUACCGCGAAAUCGACCGCUCUCGAGCAUACUGGAAAGCACGGCAAGGCGAGGAAAAGUUGACGGACAAACAAUGGGGUCUGGAGUGGAGCUCAGAUGGAGGACUGCGGGUAAUGAUCUGGGAGCAGCAAUUAUACAUCAUCGAGUCCAGGGGUUUGAACCAUUUCCUGCACUGGAAAGAGCGAUCGCAUGCGACGCUUCAUAACCUUCAACGAGCGAUCCUCGCUUCGAAAGAGCCGGUGCCGAACAUCGAGUUCAGCAUCAAGAUCAAUGACAAUAUCGCGUUGACGGAUAAGCACCCAAAUGCGACAGUGUGGAACUUCAACCGCGAUGUCAACGACAAGGCAAUGGAGCAAGUCUGGUUGAUUCCCGACUUCAACUUCUGGGCAUAUCCGCGCGUGGCUGGGAGCUAUGGCCACUACCAACGACAAGCCAUGGACAUGGGCAGCGACUACAAUUCGAAGAAACCACAGCUCGUUUGGCGCGGCACAACAGAUUUCAACCCGGAAAUCCGGCUGAAAUUGCUCGAAGCUGCGAAAGACAAGCCAUGGUCGGCGGUGCACAAAGUCGCGGAAGAUGUCAAGGACGAGGAGAAUAUGAAAUACCGCAUCACCAUGCCGGACCACUGCAAGUACAAAUUCGCUGUACAUACCGAAGGUACGACCUGGUCCGGACGACUGAAGUACCUCCUGAGCUGUCACUCCACCAUUGUCGUCCAUCCUCUGACGUUCACCACCCACCUCUACCACCUGCUCGAGUCAGACGGACCGAAUCAAAAUUUCGUCCAGGUGCGGAAGGACUGGUCCGACCUCCCAAAGACAAUGGAGGCUCUGCUCGCGGAUAACACCAAGGCGAAGAGGAUAGCGGAUAAUGCGGCGGCGAAGUUUCGCGAUCAGUACUUCACUCCGGCGGCGCAGACGUGCUAUUUCCGGCAGUUGUUCAAGGUGUGGUCGGAGAUGACGCCGGUGCCGGAUCCGUACGAGCACGAGACGCUGGAGGAUGGGAGCGUGCAGAAGACUUGGAGGGGGAUGAGUUACGAGGAAUAUGUG